AUGGCAGGAAACAAGAGGCUGAUGAAGGAGUUGGCAGAGAACCAAAGCACACCACCACCAGGCUGCAAAAUCUCCCUCGAGAACGACGAUGACAUCCUCCUAUGGAACGUCACCAUGACGGCUCCCUCCGACUCAAUCUACGCUGGCGGCAACUUCAAAAUCCUCAUCAAGAUUCCCAAGGAGUACCCAUUCAAGCCUCCAGUCCUCAACUUCAAGACCAAAGUCUACCACCCAAAUGUCACAAAUGAUGAGAACGGCUCGAUGUGUCUGGGUAUGCUGCGACCAGACGAGUGGAAGCCGCCGAACAAGAUCUCGGACGUGUUGAAACUGGUUCGCACGGUGUUGGCUGCGCCACAGCCUGAUGAUGCGGUGGAGCAGGGUAUUGCGGAUCAGUACAAGAACAACCGCAAGGAGUUUGAGAAGGUCGCGAAGGAUUGGGUGAACAAGUAUGCGAAGUGA
Recurvomyces mirabilis is the source of this 459-nucleotide messenger RNA. RefSeq lists its product as uncharacterized. The transcript has 2 exons. The record is from RefSeq and is a predicted model, not a curated record. NCBI's taxonomy places the organism in Eukaryota, Fungi, Ascomycota, Dothideomycetes, Mycosphaerellales, Teratosphaeriaceae. Bases 1 to 459 code for a protein of 152 amino acids.